UCCAUUCUUCCUUUUCUUCCCGCGAGGGUUUUUGACUUCUGAUUUCUGAAAACCCCCUUCACUUUACUUGCCGAGUUCUUCAGUUCUGAAUUAAACGGAAGAUGGAGUUCGAGAAGAGAAAGGCAGCGACUUUAUCUAUUUUCGGCUCAUCGGAAUCCGACAAAUCGCCGAAGGGUUCAAUAGACGCGCCGAUAAUCCCCCUCCUCGACGCUAUCAACGCCCACCCAUCUUACUACACAACCAGCUCAUGCUCCGGCCGAAUCUCCAUUCUCUCACAGCCGAAACCUUCCGCCGCCACCACCGCCAAGAAAAAGGCGGGUGGUGGGUCAUGGCUGUUUAUCACCCACGAACCGGCCGACCCAGCAACGGUCAUCUCCCUCCUCUUCCCGCCAGAGCCGAUGCCAAUUCCGCCGCCGUCGCCGCCGCCAGAGCUAGUUCUCCGAUUUGAGCCGCUAAUCAUCGCCGUGGAGUGCAAAGACGUUGUUUCGGCGCAGGUCCUUGUUUCGUUGGCUAUAUCGUGCGGGUUCAGGGAGUCUGGGAUUACUAGUGCUAGUAAGAAGAGGGUGAUUGUUGGGAUUCGGUGUUCGAUUCGAAUGGAGGUUCCCUUGGGUGACAGUGAUAACGUUUUGGUGUCUAGGGAUUAUGUGAAGUUUUUGAUUGGUGUGGCGAAUCAGAAGAUGGAAGCUAAUUGGAAGAGAACUCAAGGGUUUUUUGCUGCAUUGAAGGAGAAUGGGUUUUUGGGAGGGUAUGUUGAAGCUGAAAAUGGUGAGCUUGGUUUGGAAGAAGAUAAGCAAGGUGGAGCUUCCGAUGAUAUGGGAAGGAUUUCUUCUGAUAGCCGUACUGGGGUUCCGGAUCACAACCUAAAGGUCACCCAGUUCCCAAUUGUUGGAGAAUCUAUGGAGAAGCUUUUCCUUUGGGGGCACACUAGCUGCACAUUGGCUAAUCUUGUCCAUAGUUCUGUUCUGGUGUUUGGUGGUUUUGGCGGGAAGGGAAGACAUGCUAGAAGAAACGACUCAUUGCUUCUUGAUCCUUCGAGUGGAGCAUUGACAACGGUCGAUGUUGAGUUUGGACCCUCUCCUCGAUUGGGACACACAGCUUCGGUGGUGGGUGACUUGGUUUUCAUCGUUGGAGGAAGGACUGAUCCUUUGAACAUUCUGAACGAAGUUUGGGUUCUUGACGUGCCAGGAAAGCAGUGGAGGCUAAUCGAAUGUAGUGACAGCAGCUCUUUCCCUCCAAGGCAUCGACAUGCAGCUGCAGUUGUUGGUUCAAACAUAUACGUAUUCGGCGGCCUGAACAAUGAUUUGAUCUUUUCAUCGCUCCAUGUCUUUAACACUACAAACCUCCAAUGGAAAGAGUUAGUAGUCAAUGGCGACCAACCAUGUCCACGUCAUUCUCACUCAAUGGUGGCACAUGCGUCUAACCUAUUAAUGUUCGGAGGACACAAUGGGGAUCAAGCCCUCGGAGAUCUCUACAGUCUCGAUAUCAAUACUUACACUUGGAGAAAAGAGAAGACAUCCGGAAGAUCUCCAAGUGCAAGAUUCUCUCACUCGAUGUUUGUCUGUAAGAGGUUCAUUGGAAUAAUAGGAGGCUGCCCCGUGAACCAGCAUUUUCAAGACCUGGCAUUGUUGGACCUCAAGACUCAUGCAUGGACUCACGUGAGACUUGAUUGCAUUGGCAAAGAGUUGCUCGUACGAAGCACGAGCAGCAUUGUAGAAGAUCAACUCUUUAUGAUUGGUGGUGGAGCAGCUUGUUAUGCAUUCGGGACAAAGUUCAGCGAGCCCUUGAAAAUCGACUUGCUUCCACUUUUGGAGAAAAAGCUUGAAUCUGGAAACAGUGAUGAUGUCGAUUGUCAACGACAGUGGGUGUUGCAGCUUGAGAAGAAGUACGCGAAACAGGGGAAGGACAUACUGAAGAGAUUUGGGUGGUUAGAUAUUAGGAGAAAGGUUUAUUCGUUGGAUGAUGGACUUCACAUUUGUUUCCCAAUCACUGAAGAAUUUUCUGCCAUGUUCUCAGAUGGAGACAGAUCUCAGUUGAAUGAGGUUUCUUGUUCUGCAGCUAUCAGUCUGCUGAAGGAAUUUGAUGGUAGUAAAGUGGAGGACAAGGUUAUUGAGGUCAGAAAGGUUGCGAAAUCUCCAUUGCAGGUAAUGAAGGAAGCCGUAGCAGGAUUAAUUGAGGAGAAAAGCCUGUCUCAAGAAUUGCUAGAUGAGCUUCCAGUUAGGUGGGAGCGGCUUGGGGAUAUCGUUGUACUUCCUGUUACUUCCUUCAAAGACCCAGCAUGGGAUUCAAUCAGACAUGAGCUUUGGCCAAUUAUUGCUACAUCACUUAGUGCCCGUCGCCUUGCACGCCAAGGUAGGGUGGCUUCAACUGGAACAAGAGACAGCACAUUGGAGUUGUUGGUGGGAGACAAUGGCUGGGUCGAUCAUCGAGAGAACGGAAUCACAUACUCUUUUGAUGCAACAAAGUGCAUGUUCUCUUGGGGUAAUCUUUCUGAAAAGCUGCGUAUGGGUGGAAUGAACUGUGAAAAUGAAGUUGUGGUUGAUUUGUUUGCUGGGAUUGGAUAUUUUGUGUUGCCAUUCCUGCUCAGGGCCAAAGCAAAGCAGGUUUAUGCCUGUGAAUGGAAUCCCAACGCCAUCGAGGCACUCAAAAGGAAUCUCGAGCUUAACUCUGUCUCCAAUCGAUGUGUUGUCCUCGAAGGAGAUAAUCGGCUUACAGCACCCACAGAAAUAGCUGAUCGAGUUUGCCUUGGUCUCAUUCCAACAAGCGAAGGCAGCUGGCUGACUGCAAUCAAGGCAUUGAAAAGGGAAGGUGGCGUUAUGCACGUUCAUGGGAACGUGAAGGACUCGGAAGAGGCAGCAUGGACCCAACACCUCGUAACGUCGUUGGAUAACAUUGCUAGAUCAGAAGGUCGGGUUUGGGAAGUGGUAGCAGAACAUGUAGAGAGGGUAAAAUGGUAUGCUCCUCAUAUUCGCCAUGUUGUUGUAGACGUCAGGUGCCGACCUAUUCCUGGAUAGAGCCAUUCCUCUCGUUCCUGGUUUGGUUUGUCGGGAACGAACUCCUUGUGGGCCGGGCUGCAGGGAGAUAUUCUUUUUGGUACCGGGUUGAUUGCUUGGUCGGAGUUCUGGGCCUAACUUGGCCCAAUUUGAGGUUUGGGCUUUGGUUUUUGAGUGCUGGUUUAUGGCUUAAUGGUUGAUUUGUACUGCGGAAUGAGUCCUAACUCCUAAGUACUAACUAAUCCACCAACUCUAGGUUAGUAAUUAGCCGAAAUGGCAGAUUUUCAAAGCAGGACUUAGAGUCGGAUUAAUGAAUAAUGAUCUAUCUUGUUCUUCCUGACGUUAUACCUAUAACCUUUAAUACACAUUUGGCUAACUCAUGGAAUCGGGCAACUACGAUACAGUGCCUUUCUUCUUGAGCAAUUGGCGAUGAUGAAAUCUUAGUCGUGGUGGUUCGGUUACAGUGCUAAUAGAGAUGAGUAAUAUAACCUAUCAACUGUUGAUUCCUCGUAAUCUUAGUCAUAGGAUCGAUGCAGGUCGAUACAAUAGUGACUCAUAAGUGCACUAUUAAGCUCUCUAUUAAGGUGGAGAAUUCUAGGAGCAUCUCUAUGCUACUAAUCUUCCAUACACGCUAUAUGUGCACCCGUCAUAUUGUCACUUUGUUGGCGCCAUGUCAUCUGCCACAUGUGACAGUACUCACCGGAGUAUUUUGCAUGGUAACCAAAUUCUGUUUGAUUCCAAAGAUAAGGAUGGGCGACAAAACCAAAAUCUUUUCACAUGGUCCAUGUGUGGAGUAGGGUGACGGAUGCCAAGUGUUCGACUUAUGUCUUCCCUCCUUGAGCUAUCUUUCUUUCCCAUCUUUGUUUGUUUAAGCAGUGGGGGGGAGUGAAACCAGGACAAUGAACAUUGAUGAGAGUGGACAUGGGAGUGAAUGCAGAGCGUUGAAAUUUGUCAUCACCUCGAACUCAGUGACUCAGCACUGCACUGCACCUCCUUACUAUAAACCCACUUGAUAGAUUGUUUAAUGAAGGUAAUUAAUCGAU
This is a messenger RNA of Linum trigynum, 4033 nucleotides long. The record is from the annotation of a GenBank genome assembly. NCBI's taxonomy places the organism in Eukaryota, Viridiplantae, Streptophyta, Magnoliopsida, Malpighiales, Linaceae.